Messenger RNA from Hydractinia symbiolongicarpus, 1693 nucleotides. Its product is annotated as spermatogenesis-associated protein 22-like. Lineage: Eukaryota; Metazoa; Cnidaria; Hydrozoa; Anthoathecata; Hydractiniidae. The record is from RefSeq and is a predicted model, not a curated record. The transcript is spliced from 8 exons. The coding region runs from base 102 to 992 and encodes 296 amino acids. Gene Ontology annotation, biological process: regulation of meiotic cell cycle; gamete generation; meiotic DNA repair synthesis.
AUAAAAAGAAACAUUCGAACGCGGCAAACAACAUCAAAACAAACACGGGCAAUCCAGACAGGAGUCAAAACAAAGAAAAUCGUUGACGAAAGCAUUGUGAAAUGCAAAGGAAAAGCAGAGAACAUGGUGGUAGACCUAUUGUUCCGAUUUUUGGUUGUCGAAAACGUCAACGCCAAGCUGUUUACGCUGAUCCACUAGAUCUACGAAGUAACGAUGAUGAUGAUGUUAUUUUCUUUACCAACAGUAUACCCUAUCCCGAGCAAGAAAUUACAGCCAAAUCCAAGGGGAAAUUUAUUUACAACCCAUCUGAUAGAAGAACAGAAAAUCAUUUAAUAAAUAAUAAUAGUAAAAACGAGUUCCAUUUUCCGGCUAAGAAGAACCAAAUGACAGAAAGAGAGAAGUUUUCAUAUCAGCCACAACAUAAUAAAUUGCCGUUACUUCCUCCUCCCUCAAGAAAUAGAAAUAAUACAUUGCAAAAAUUCUCCUCAAACAGGAAUUCUUGUUGGAACUUCAAAACACCAGAACACAUCCAAACAAACAUCACAACAGGCAAGAUCAAUAAACCAAUACCAGCAACCAACGAUAAAAAAUGCGUAUUAAAAAAAAGAACAACCAUGGUGACCAGAGUCAUAACAUCGUCAAUACAAGGAAUAGAAUUGUGGAGAGAUUUAAGCGACAAAGCUUUGUUGAUGUUUGAAAUAUUCGGUGUACUUGAUUCGACCAUACCAUAUCACGCAGCAGAUGCAGAGAAAAUGUUCACCUUGAAAAACAAUACAGCCAAUAUUAGGUGUAAAUUUUGGGAAAUAGAUCGACGAUUGCCGAAGAUAGGUAGAGGAACAAGAAUAAGAUGUGUGGGAAAAUUAAAUGAUAGUUAUUUCCAUUGUGUAUCUUUACGUGUUGCAAAUACAACUGAACUGAGAAUACUACCCACGUUGCUACAGAAGUCUGAUCACGUAUUACAUGAUGAGAUUUUAACUGACAGAGAGAUGUAAAUCGUAAAUUCUAUUAUUGUUAGCGCUUUUUUGUCUGGUUCUGUAAACGCUCCGUUAUAUCAAGUGCGAGUACAGUACCGGAAAUGAGAUUACUUUAAACUUCAAUUUCGCUUCAAGAUAGUAAAUAUAAGGUAGAACAUGAAAUUUUCUACGUAAUUGUUUGUAAAAAGUAGUACGAUUUAUAUGGUUUUCUUUUCUUAUUCUGCAUUGUUAAUUAUUGUUGCUGUGACCAUUUCUUUCCGGAAUCCUGGUUCUCGAAUACAGAAAGUUUUAACUGUGACGGAUAUUAAUUUCUACCAAUGUUAUUUAAUCGUCGCAUUUUGAAAAUGUGAAAUAAAUUGUUUCUUUGAUGUUACAUCUGUUAACGUUAAUUGUGUUAUGGUUUGAAUGAUGAUUUGUCAAGUCGCAUUGUUGCAAAGUCUUAUCUCCAUUAGACAAAAUAAUGAUGAUAAAAUUAUCGUCAGACAAUCAUAUAAGCCUUGUGGAGACGAGUCUUAACGAAAUUGCAGCUAAAUUUAAAAAAUCUAUGAAAUUCAGAACAGAAAAAAUAUGUAAAGCUGAUAGCUUAAAUUGUUUAAUCCAGAUCUUUUUCAUGUGUUAUUUGUUGUUGUAGUUAUUUUUGCUAUUGCUGUUGUGUUGUUAUAGCAAGUUUUGCAAGAGUUUCCAAACAUUUAGCUUAAUAAGUAUUCAAUAUGCCUGAA